AACUAGCUCAACUCAUCCUAUAAGUUAAGCAAGGGGUGUUGGGAUUGAAGCUAAUUUGUUUAGUGAGAGAUGGAUUUCUUGUCUAGUAUAGUACUGUUGUGUCUCUGCUUUAUCUCCUGCUUCUUAAUCCAAGCCCUCCAUAGAAGAACCAGAGUUAGGCUUCCACCAGGACCAAAGCCAUUUCCAUUGAUUGGAAAUCUGUUUGAGCUUGGAGACAAACCUCAUCUCUCUUUGACCAAGCUUUCACAAAACUAUGGCCCCAUAAUGUCUUUGAAACUAGGCCGGAUAACCACUAUUGUAGUUUCUUCAUCAACCAUGGCCAAAGAAAUCCUCCGAACCAAUGACCAACUUUUUUGCAACCGAACAAUCCCAGAUGCGUUGCGAGACAUAGGAGACUACAGUUUGCCUUGGAUACCAGUAUCAACAAGGUGGAGAAAUCUUCGAAAAAUAUGCAGCUCCCACCUCUUCCACACCAAAGUACUUGAUGCCAACCAAGAAAACCGGCGAGUGAAAGUGCAAGAGCUCAUAGCUAGUGUCAAUGACUGCAUGGUAAAGGGUUUGGCAAUAGAUAUUGGAAAGGCUGCUUUCAAAACUACACUCAAUUUGCUGUCGAGAACUAUUUUCUCGGUGGAUUUGGCUGAUGACUCGAGUAGUAGUAGUGAGAUGACUAGAGAGUUCAAGAAGAUUGUUAAUGGUAUCGUGGAAGAGGCUGGGAAGCCGAAUUUGGGGGACUAUUUUCCUGUGAUUAGGAAGAUUGAUCCCCAAGGCAUAAGGCGGCGCUUUACAAAUUAUUACAACAAGAUGUUAGGCUUGAUUGAAUCAGUGAUCAGUCAAAGGUUGGAAUGUAGAAAAGGGGGUGAUUAUGUAACAAGUAAUGAUAUGUUGGAUGCUCUUAUAAACCUCAGUGAAGAGAAAAAUGAAGAGGAUUUGAAGAACUCCGAAGUUGUUGAACAUUUGUUUGUGGCUCUAUUUGCUGCGGGAACAGAUACCACUUCAGCCACAUUGGAAUGGGCAAUGGCGGAGCUACUACACAACCCAAAGAGCCUUUCUAAAGCUCAAGAAGAGCUGGAUCAAAUGAUUGGAAAAGGAAAACCAAUCGAGGAAACCGACAUUGCUAGACUCCCUUACUUACAAGCAAUAAUCAAGGAAACCUUCCGGUUGCACCCAACGGUUCCGUUGCUACUGCCACGAAAAGCUGAAACAGAUGUAGAAAUUGGGGGCUAUAUUGUCCCAAAGGGUGCACAAGUUCUAGUUAAUGUUUGGGCCAUAGGCCGAGACCCCGGCCUUUGGGACAACCCAAACUCUUUUAUGCCGGAUAGGUUCUUAGGAUUGGACAACCAAUUUGAUGUUAUGGGAAAAAACUUUGAGCUUAUUCCAUUUGGCGGUGGGAGGAGAAUCUGUCCAGGUUUGCCAUUGGCAAUGAGAAUGUUGCACUUGAUGUUGGGUUCACUCAUUAACUGCUUUGAUUGGAAGCUUGAAAAUGGAGUUGUACCUGAGACUAUGAACAUGGAAGACAAGUUUGGCCUCUCUUUACAUAUGGCUCAGCCUCUCAAAGCUGUUCCCCAGUCCUAAUUGAUUUCUACUAUGAAUAAUUUAAUGGAAUAAUGUAAAAUAAUAGUAGGCUGAAUCAGCUCAUGCCUGUAGUUUGCAGCAGGACUGCUUUUAUUUCUCUACUCCGUCUUUUCUCCUAGCUGCAGUAGCAGCUGAGCUUUGCAUUAUGUAAUUCUUUUUCUAUUUCAAUAAAGGGCUGAUUUAUUUCUCGCAAAAAAAUCCCUAUGGUUCUUUUUUCUAUAUAUUUGGUUUUUACCUCACAUUCUCUGUGCUUACUAGGUGUAUGUUUCAGGUUCUAAGAGUUGUGGAAGGAGAAAGAGAAAUCAAUAAAGGCCCUCAAAAUUGCUCAAUCUGAUUGACUCUAGGGAAUAAAGGUUGGCAGAAAGGAAUAAGCAAAAAGGCCAGAGAAGAAUGGUCUGAAAAAUAAUUUGGAGUUUAUGAAUGAAGAAAGGCUGGAGGUUAUAUGUUGUGUUCAUGAACACACACUUUCGGACUUUCCUGCCUUUAGUUUACUCUGUGUUCUUUGGUGUAUUUACAAUGAAGAUCAUAUGCGUUAUUUAUCUAUUUUGUUAGUUCUUUGUUA
This is a messenger RNA of Rosa rugosa (rugosa rose), 2134 nucleotides long. Its product is annotated as geraniol 8-hydroxylase-like. The transcript is spliced from 4 exons. Lineage: Eukaryota; Viridiplantae; Streptophyta; Magnoliopsida; Rosales; Rosaceae. The record is from RefSeq and is a predicted model, not a curated record. Gene Ontology annotation, molecular function: iron ion binding; monooxygenase activity; heme binding. The coding region runs from base 70 to 1572 and encodes 500 amino acids.